This is a messenger RNA of Fulmarus glacialis (Northern fulmar), 3778 nucleotides long. Its product is annotated as TPR and ankyrin repeat-containing protein 1-like. The record is from RefSeq and is a predicted model, not a curated record. NCBI's taxonomy places the organism in Eukaryota, Metazoa, Chordata, Aves, Procellariiformes, Procellariidae. The annotation marks the transcript as partial. The transcript has 6 exons.
GUGGCAGCCAAAUGUUACCAAAAGGGAGGAGCAGCUGAGAAGUCAAAACUGGCCCUGGCACACGAUGCCGUUCUCAAAGUGCAUUCAAAGAAAAGCAGCCCCAGGGAAAAGCAAAUGGAAUAUAUGACAUUGGCUAAAACUUACUUGGAAUGUGGAGAACCAAAACUGUCACUAAAAUGUCUGUUUCAAUCAAAGGAGUUCCAGCUUUGUGCAGAACUGUGUAAAAAGUUAGGAAAGAUGAAAGAUGCUGCAGUUUACUAUCAGAAAAGCCAGUGCUACAAAGAAGCAUCUGAAUGUUAUGAACAAAUUGAGGAGUUUGAUCUGGCAAUUAAAAUGUACUGUCAGGAAGAACUCUAUGAAGAAGCAGCAAAGGCAGUUGAAAGAUAUGAAGAGAUGUUAAAUACAAAAGGACAAAUGGUUUCCAAACUCUCAUGUACGGCGAAUCAGUUGUAUUUGGAAGCAGCUGCAAAGUACCUAAGUAUGAACAGAACUGAGGAAAUGAUGCAAGUUCUCUCAAAACUUGAUCUAGAGGAUCAGCUUGAGUUUCUUAAGUCUCGUGGAUGCUUGCGCCAAACAGCAGACUUACUGAAAAGGGAAGGUCGAGAGGAAGAAGCUGCAAAGUUAAUGAAACAACACGGGUUUGCUCUGGAAGCAGCCAGCCUCACAGCUAUAAAAGAGUUUCGUGCAUCGUGUUUGCUUGCUGCAGCACGUGCCGGUGUGACUCACUGUUCAGAAUCAGACCUGGUGGACAUGGAGGUCAUCCUAAGAGAAGCCCUUGAACUUUGUGAACAAACUGAGCAGAAGUCUGGCAUUGCUGAGGCUGUGUUUUUGCAGGGAGCUCUGAAGGGAGACUUUGCAAAGCUGAGCAGCGCAUACCGUCAGUUCCUAUCUCUGAAUCAUUCUGCUGGUGCAGUUGAAGCUCUCUUUGCAUUAUCUCGCUGCAGCGCUCCUAGCCAGGACAUCCUCUUUUUGGCAACACGCGGCUUGAUGGCUCUUCUGAGUCUGGUUAGGGGUUUGAAGAAAGCAGCCACCAACGCGGAGAAAGAUAUGGUGAAGUCAUGCUUUGCCUAUUUUGGGAUUGUCCCAACAGGUGACAGUUGCCAGGUGUCUCAAAAUGAAGCUGAACCCAUUCUCAAGUUUUUGUCAGACAGGCCAAGUCUAAAAGAGAGGAAGACAAAAGGUGAUUUCUCAGUAAGCACAGAGGAGGUAAAAUCAGCUCUGAAGCAGCACUUUUUAAGCAGGUUGUGCUCUAUCACCCAUGAGUUACUGAACAAGCAUUACCCUGAUAUUUGUAUGAAGUUCAUUGUUGGCUUGAACUGUGAAGAUAAAACCUGUGAGGAUUACCAUAAGCCUUUGUUGCGCCAUGAAGCAAAGACAAUAUUUCAGUGUAAAAUGCAUCUGGUGGCAAUAAACGGACUGCUGUUGGAAGCCACACGCACUUUCCCUAAGGAGCUACUGAAUCAGUUCAAAAGCUUCGAUGACAUUUUGACUGCUGACAAAUAUGCAUCAUGUAAAGCCCUCCUAGAAAUGUUUUUUCCUAAUCAUUUUCAUUUGAGAAUACUGUCUGAGAACCCAAAGGCAUGCAAAGAAAUACUGGAAUUCGGUAACAUUAUUUCCAAACCCUGUAGAGCGGUGUUGAAGGAGUACAUCACAUUUAAGUUUAAAAAUGAAGACACUGCAGCCAGAAGAGAAUCAACUGACUUGUGGCUAAGUGCCAUGCAAGUUUUCAUCUUAUCUUCAGGAUAUCCUGAAGAAUUUGAGAAACUUCUUUUUAAGGAAGAGGAUGAUUAUAACAAAGAGCUAAUCUUUGCUUUGUCGAAGGCAAAAAAUUCCCCAAAGAGUAAAGGCCAAGGAGGAAAGGCCAAAGGAAUAGAGGGCAGACAUGGUAUGUUGCUACCUGACAAAAAUGCCGAAAAUGCAGGGAGAACACACUUGUGCUUCAUUCGACUUCUUGAAAAUUCACUUGAGCAAUUCUAUGUUCAUAAGAACCCAGAAAACUGUAAAAGGUUUUUUUUCCGUUUUUUGAAUGUCCUGAUCAAGAAAUGCACGAGAUACCUGAUUCCAAGCAUAGGAAAUACAGUGAUGUUGUUGGAAUUCCAGUAUAUUCUCUGUUGUGCUGUCCUGAUGCGUCUCUCCAAGAACAUUACUCUCUGCUUUCCAAAGAGUUACAUUGCUCUCAUUCAUUACUGGGAGUUUUUGUUCAGAAGCAAGGACCGUAACAAAGAACUUAGAGACACAUUUUCUAUUAUACAGGAGUAUAGACCAAAGGAUGCAUAUGUAGCUAUACAGAAUUUCAGAUUUCAUCUCUGUUAUCUAGCAGAAGUUUUGUGUGGAGUUCAUGGAAAGUUCAAUGUCCUUCUGGAUGCUUUCGAGGAUCCUGAUUGCAUAACUUCAGGGGAAGCUGAGCGGACCAUAGUGCUGUGCUUAGUGAUGCUACUGAAUGCUGACCAGGCGCAGAAUUCUAAAUAUAGAUCUCUCUUAUGCCACCAUUUUCCUGAAAUCAAGGCGAUGCUGAAAUCAAUGAGAAAAGACUCUCCCUCUAAAGUGCCUGAAAGAUUGCUAAGGGUUGUGGAACAAGUGAUUGAUGCUACACAUGUAAGAGAAAUCGCUGCAAGCCUGCAAGAGCUUCUGACAGAGCGAGAUGCAGAGUACUUGGUUGACUGCCGAUGGAAGUGGGACUCUGCGUAUACUCAGGGGCAUCCACCCAUACGGGGCAUCCUGUAUGAAACCAUAAACCUUGACAGGUUUAUGACCUCUUUGGAUACAACAGAGUACACUGAUGAGCUAGAAAAGGAACUUGAAAGGAUUCAUUGCUUAGAGGACCAAAAGGAUCCCCUGGAAGUCAUUGCACUCAGCAAGCAACAGAAGCAAGAACAGAAAGCAUCUGCUCAACGCCAGCUGCGUCGUGUCUUCCAUUUCGUUUCUCUGUGCAUGAAGUGGAAGAGGAAGGCCUGCUCCAAAGCUGAGCCUGUUGCAAUGGAAGGAGAGGAAUUUUUAUCAGAGAUCUUCAAAAAAGCAGAUAUUGACCAAACCCAGUGUGACCUCUGUGGAGUCAGAUUUAUCCAGAGUUCUGAGAACUAUUUCAGCCACUCAGAAAACAUGGAGGCAGACACUUCUGAAGCUGUGACACCAAUAGAGAUCAGUGGGGAAGAAAAUUUGCAUGCGGAAGGAAAUGCAAUUUCUGUGGCCAGUGAGGCUUAUGUAGAGCACAGAAACACAGAUGAACACAGAAAUAAUAACGCUGCCUACAAAUGCUAUGCUGACUUUUUCAGAAGAAAGAUAGAUCCAAUAAUAUAUGAUGGACUGGAAGUAGUGGAGGCCAUUACAGAAAAGACUUACACCCGAGACCAUUUAGCAUAUAAAGAAGGUUCCAACUUAUGCCAGAGAAAAAUCAAAGAGAAUAUUAAAAAGAUUUCAGAUGCAGUAGAGGAAAUCUAUGAGAGAAAAGCCUGGGUUAAAGCUGAAGAAAUAGUAACCAAACAUGCCAACAAAUUGGUUGCCACCAUUGAUGAGGCUCGUAAGUGUCUGAAGAAAAUGGACUCUCACAGGAUGAAAGAAGAAGGCUUUGUGCAUGAUAGAGACUUGGAAAAUGAAGUGGAAGAUGAAAGCAUGGCUUUUGAAGAACUUGUCUAUAAAAAACUUUCAAGAAAAAAAGGAAGAUGUGGGAAAUGGUAAUUAGAAAAAAUAUGCAGGUAGCUAUUCUAUCCUCUUAACAAUCUAAUUUUAGAAUUAAAAAAAAGUUAGAAAGAAAAAUAGAGGGAUGGGGUCAGAAACAGGA